CAGGAAGAGACUCAAAGUAACUACAAGAAGUGGAAAACAACCAAAGAGAGACACAAAACAACUUCUAAGAGACACAAAAUUACCUUAAAGAGACACACACAACGACAAAAGCUCAGUUUCCACAAAACACUUUCGGUAUGGAACCAAAGGUAACCCUUUAGACACAUGGUACCUAGACCCUAGAGUUUUCACCACAAACAGUACUCUUAAAUGUGGGUGGGGUUGUCAAAUGAUGGUCAGAGUUGUCGUAUUGAAAUUUAAGGUGUGCUGAUGGAUUCACAUCGUAAACUUGUCCUUUGAGUAACACUACAAGUUAACGUUCCACCUUUAAAGUUGCCGGCAGUGGGACCAAUGAAUUAAGUUAUUUUCUUCUCCAACUCCAGCUGCUGCAAGAGGCAGCAAAACAUUCUUUCAUUUUAUAGUUACAGUUUACUAAUAAAACUCUCCACAGCAUGAACGGUGGUUACAUGAGCCUCAAAACCAGCCACAACUCAGCCCUGAGAAGAGUGACCGUCCUCUAUUGACCAAUCAACAGACCGCAGUGUUCACAGCUCCAUCUUUUAGUACCAGAUCUGUGUGCUAGGUACCCCAACAGAGGGGGGACCAAAAAUGGGGACGGUACAGAACGGUUCUAUUGGUACCAUCCACAACUUUUCACAAUGGAAAUGGAAAAAAAACGAACUGAACUGAACCGUACUGUACUGCUCGGUGGAAACGGGGCUAAAGAUACACAAAACAACAACAACAAAACAAGAGAUGAAGCACCACAAAGUCUGUUUCUUGCUGCUGUGUGGGAGAGGUGGUGGGGCCGUUUCAUAUCUGUGCCCAGAAGCCCAUUGUCUCAUUAUCCGCCCCUGGAAUGAGGUGCAACAUAAAUUAUUUAUACAAAGGUAAAACGUCCUCUAAAAACGCCCCUGAUUUACCUUUUUAAAAAAGCAUUUAACGUGGAUGUACUAGUAAUUUGGCAGGUGUCUUUUCCUAUAUCUCACAACGUUGUUAUCUCUUUCCUAUCAAAGCCUCUAUACAAAUUUAUGUCUCUCUCUUUCAGGUCUGUUUUUGUAUUUUAUUCCUCAGCACUCUAUAAUCAGCUUAAACAAAGUCUCUCUGAUGGUAUUCAUAUUAACAAGUAUUUAAACAUGGAGAAUAUUUGCUCUCAAGACAAAUAACUACAGUAAUCAAGCUAUGUUUUUUUUUUCCAAAGAUAAUACAAUUAUACAACUAUUAGUCACAAACGAUGUUGUGGGAAGAUUACAGCGAUGCCAUGAAGGUUUAGAGAUGUCAUAAGGAAGACAGAUUGAGUCCCAUCAGGAGCAUUAAUAUUAAAGUGUCAUUGGUUAGGCGUUCAUAAAUAGGCUUAUCCAAAGUUUAUGUAGGCUAAUCUGUGCUCUCUCUCCCUGUGUGUGAACGUGUCUCUCACUCUCUAAGAAUACACCCAGGCUCCACCUCUUUAUGAUAAUGUGACAGUAGCAUCUCCAGCUCGGAGACAAGCCUCCUCUCUUUCUCAUUCAACUAUGUGAUGUGUUUUUUCCACACACGGACCCUGUCUCCUCUCUCUGUUGUCCCCCUCUCCUCAAUGCGCAGCUGCCUCUCGCGGACAAACCGCAUUUGUUGGGCGAAGUUACUUUUCUUAAAUUAGUUCACUUAGAAGUUUACUUUUCUCCUAAUUCCUCGGACAUGACCACCAUGGCAACUCCGGCAGCCCCGGCUCUGCUCCCCGCCGCCACACUCGGGCACCACCCGGCGCCGAGUUCCGUCUCUCCGGCCACCAACUCUCCGCCACCUGCGGCCACCUCCGCCGCCUCCUCCCCGGCUCCUCCGGUGGCGCACCCGGCGCUGCUGCACCAGUUCAGGGCGGACAUCUUACUACCGAACGGGACCCCAUUGAAAACCGGAGGAGCUCCGGUGUCCGGCAGCGCCAGCAAGCCCGUGUACGCCACCCCGUCGCCCGUGGAGAGCACGCCGCAGAACAACGAGUGCAAACUGGUGGAGGUGAAAGGUGCCAAGCUGGCGUCGUUCACGGUGAAAGACACGGAGCUCAUCUGCCUGCCCCAGGCUUUCGACGUGUUUCUCAAGCACCUGGUCGGCGGGCUGCACACCGUCUACACCAAGCUGAAGCGGCUGGACAUUGCCCCGGUGGUGUGCAACGUGGAGCAGGUGCGGGUGCUGCGGGGGCUCGGGGCCAUCCAGCCCGGGGUGAACCGGUGCAAACUCAUCUCCAGGCAGGACUUCGAGACGCUCUACAACGACUGUACCAACGCAAGUUCGAGGCCAGGACGACCGCCCAAGAGGCUGCAGAGUGUGACAGAGGGCGGGACUCACCACAUGCUGUCCCACAGCGGUCUGAUGCACGCUGGGAUCAUGCCUCCUGCAGAUCUGUCUGCCCUGGCCAAGAAGAUCAAGCUGGAGGCGAUGGCCGGUUACCACAGCAACCAGCAACAUGGCGGGCCAAACGGAGAGAACGGGGACCACAACCAUGGACUGGUUCUGGAUCAGUUGCCCUUCAUGAUGAUGUCACAUCCUCUGAUCCCUGCCAGUCUGGCGCCGGCCUCGGUUUCCAUGGCGAUGGGCCAGAUGAACCGACUGAGCACGCUGGCCAGCAUGGCCAACGUGGCGCAGCUCCACGCCAAGCCCCCCGCCAGGGCUCCCACCUCCGUCAUUAAGGAGCGAGUGCGUGACAGCCCCUCCCCUUCUCCCUCAUUGGAGGAAGCUCAGAUGUCAUCCAAUCACAGCAGCAGUGUGUCCAGCUCCCCGUCUCACACAGAACGCACUGCGGAAAACACACACCCACAUGAUGACGGCCUGUCAUCAAGUCACAAUGUGCUGGGGCACUCACCUGGUGUGGUGCACGGGGCCAGAGAGACAGAUGUGACCUCAGUGGAUUACAGCAAGGAGAACAAGAGGGGCCACAGCGACAGAGAUAGCAGCUCCAUGGCCACUCAGACAACCAGGGAGAGCUGUGAUAGACAAGUCUACCACAAACCCCCGUCAGGCUGCGAGAGGGUAUCUUACCCCGCGGGACAGAAGCUCCCAGCAGGUCUCCACCACACUCCCUUCAUCUUCCCGGAAGGCUUGUCCUCCAUAGAGACCCUGCUCACGAACAUCCAGCAGGGUCUGCUGAGGGUCGCCAUAGAGAACGCCCGGGCGCAGGAGAAGCAGGACCAGAUGGAGAGGACGGAGCUGAAGAUGGAGCUGGUCCGAGAGAGGGAGCUCAGAGAGACCUUGGAGAGACAGCUCAGCAUGGAGCAGAAAAACAGAGUUCUGAUCCAGAAGCGCCUGAAGAAGGAAAAGAGGAGUAAGAGGAGACUACAGGAGGCCUUGGAGGAGGAGGUCAAACUGCGCGAUCAGGCCGAGCACACCCUGCUGCACACCGCCAACACACACACAGGCCAUCAAUCAUCGGCGGCCCCUCCUCACACAGAAUCCGUGACCCAGGACGUGGAUGGGAGCAGUCACGAUGACAACAGGCUGGACACCAAGGCGACAGUACAAGAGGGCCGAGUGUUCCUGCAGACCACUGGGAUGUACUGAAGACCAGACGGAAGGAUGAAUGGACGGACGAAUGGAAGAACAGAGUGACGACGAUUCCUCAUUUAUGAGAGAUACAAUCGACAGGCAUGCUCGGUCGCGCGGUUGCAUCUGAGAUACACAUCUCCGCCUCCUCGAGAGGACUCCCCCUCCACCUCAAGGGUGACAUUUGAACUUUCCCAUCGCUCUCUCGUUUAAUUUAUUGCAUUUAUCACAGAAUCUCGGCCGUAGUGGGAACAGUACUUUAUUCCGAUGAUGUGUUUGACUGUGUUUCUUUCAAUCAAGGUUUUUUAGAUCCUAGAUGAAGAUGACCAUAGUUGUUUUUUUGUCAGUGCUGUUUAUCUGGACACAAGUGAUGAAUAUAACUUGUAACAGAGUUGUGUACAUAUAUAUAGUCAUCAUUUUUUUGUUAUAAUUAUUAUCACAAAAACAUAAUGGCAUGUUGUACAGUCAGUACAUGACCUGUAUUGUGUAUGUUAUGCAGUAGUGCAGUUUGACAAUACAAACAAUAC
Epinephelus fuscoguttatus (brown-marbled grouper) is the source of this 4037-nucleotide messenger RNA. RefSeq names its product dachshund c (gene dachc). Lineage: Eukaryota; Metazoa; Chordata; Actinopteri; Perciformes; Serranidae. The coding region runs from base 1675 to 3528 and encodes 617 amino acids. The transcript is spliced from 11 exons. The record is from RefSeq and is a predicted model, not a curated record.